AUGUCAGACAGCCCAACCAAACGCUUGCAAACCUUGAGGGAUUUGCUCGACAAGAAGCUCAUAGAUCAGUCACAAUUCGAUGAUGCCCAGAAGAAGAUACUCAAUGAACUAACCAAUCCUUCCCAAUCAAGAGGCCAAACUCAUGGCCUGCUAGAAUGGUUAAAGGUCUUUGGCAAACCAGGUCCAAAGAAACAGAACUACAUGUCUACGUAUGGGGCUAACUUUCCCUUUGUUGGUCGGGAUACUGCUUUGGAUGCAAUCAGCGAUGCAACUGUCAGACGAUGGAAGAACAGACAUUCGACCGACCAGAAGUCACACCCUAUAUUGGUGGCUGCAGGUGCACCAGGAAUAGGAAAGACAAGACUACUGCGAGAAUUCCCAAAGCGUAUCAGCUCGACAAUGGACUCUGUGUGUCCUGAUCAUGUUGACCUUCACAUUUCAUUUGGCAAUGGCACCUCCUUUGAAGUAGAGUUCUCCAACACAAUCCAGCCCCAAGAUCUCAUCUCAACUGCGCUCUCAAUGCGCAUCCUAUAUUCAUAUCUCAGUCUAAGCGUGGACUACUUUGUAUUGCUGAGUGAUUGGCGCAGACAAUUCCCGAACAUGGCGAUACCCCUAAGCACAGCCUUGGAGUGCAUCAGACAGGAAGAGAAGAAGAAGUUCAUUGCAGUGUACCUUGGUGUCGACGAAUUUCAGAAACUUCUCACAGAGUCUAAAGAUCCCAAAAAACAGCUACUGAAGAUCCUGACACACAUCGUUGGAACAUUCCAGGCGAGUGCCUCCCCAACCAUCUUUCUGGUCACUGUCUUUGCUGGCACAAUCUACUCCCCCCUCAUGGAGAUAUUCGCCGCAUCAUCAUUCAAACACGAGAGGAUCAAUCUCCCUCUACUCAGCAACACAACAAAAAAAAACGAUGUGCGAACCAUUGUGUGGUCAACAAAGUUCAAGGACUACCUACAUUUGGACUCCUUCAAAUAUGCGCUGAUGUUUGUCGGUGGCUGGCCUAGGCUCAUCGAGAUCCUCUUGGACACAAUGGACAUGGAGGGCACACCAAUGGUGAACUCCUUUGAAGUGUUUCGAGACUUGUUGGUCAGCACCCGAAAGGAGAUCAAAAAGUACUACUCCUUCGAUUCAUGUGUCCACAUGGUCCCACACCUCGUUGCUUGGUCAGUCACAUGCAAGAUCCCAGACAAUUGGCAAUUGGACAGUCCCAUUCCAAACGGCACUACCUUCGAGGAACUCGAGCAUAUCGGCAUGAUUACUCAUCUUGGCUCACAUGUUGCUUUCCCUCUCAUCUAUGUUGACUGGUGUAGCCAUUCCCUCAAAAAAACACCCUUUAUCCUAUUGUUCGAGCUACUACACAGCUUUGAAGAAGAGAACUUCUGGCAGAACUGGGAGAAAUUCUGUGCAAGACUACUACUAAUCAAGUUGGUCAUGUUUACACAUCUGUACAACAUUGGGGUGCACCCAAGACUGCCUACCCCUGAUCCCAAUUCUGUGGUCAAAUCUACACCUAACGUCACUCUUUCAGAGUUGUUCACUCCCAGCUCACGCUACACCAAGGAAGAGAAAGGUUUUCAAACAAAGAAGAUUGUUCUCAACUAUCAAGACUCGAGAGUCAUCAAACUAGAUCAUAAGUUCCCAUCAGGUGAUUAUAGGACGUAUUUCAAUCAAAAGGGCUGCUUAGACGGCUCUGUUACAAGAGUCUACCUGAAUGCCCAGUCAGCACCAUUUGAUUUCUUCCUCUUCUUUGAGGACGCAGACAACAGGACACUCAUCGCAGGCCAAGCAAAGCUGAAGAUGGAUGUCACGACCACCCAGCCAUCAAACGUGACUGACGAUGUUGCCGAAGAAUGGUUCAAGUCCAUUGAGUCAAUCAAAGCUUUCGAUCCAUCAAUAAGCCCAAUUCUGUGCAUAUUCACAAAUGAUGAUGCUGAAGUGGACAUGGACCUUACUAUCAACACCAUCGUGGUCGAUGCCAAAUCCAGGUAUUAUUCUCCAAUAUUCCGUAACAUAUUGCAGUACUUUACCAAGAGUGACUAG
Acytostelium subglobosum LB1 is the source of this 2040-nucleotide messenger RNA. RefSeq lists its product as hypothetical. The record is from RefSeq and is a predicted model, not a curated record. NCBI's taxonomy places the organism in Eukaryota, Evosea, Eumycetozoa, Acytosteliales, Acytosteliaceae. Bases 1 to 2040 code for a protein of 679 amino acids. The transcript has 4 exons.